Molecule: messenger RNA, 1208 nt
Organism: Erinaceus europaeus (western European hedgehog)
Lineage: Eukaryota; Metazoa; Chordata; Mammalia; Eulipotyphla; Erinaceidae
Product: golgin subfamily A member 7
Exons: 1
Coding region: 60-473 (137 amino acids)
Biological process (GO): peptidyl-L-cysteine S-palmitoylation; protein targeting to membrane; Golgi to plasma membrane protein transport
Cellular component (GO): palmitoyltransferase complex; Golgi stack
Source: RefSeq, a predicted model, not a curated record
AGGCGGCGCGACAGCAGCUGGAGGGCUGAGGAGGCCGCGCCGCCCGUUCUGUGCCCGCCAUGAGGCCGCAGCAGGCGCCGGUGUCCGGGAAGGUGUUCAUCCAGCGAGACUACAGCAGCGGCACGCGCUGCCAGUUCCAGACCAAGUUCCCGGCGGAGCUGGAGAACCGGAUUGAUAGACAGCAGUUUGAAGAAACAGUUCGAACUCUAAAUAACCUUUAUGCAGAAGCAGAGAAGCUUGGUGGCCAGUCGUAUCUUGAAGGCUGCUUGGCUUGUUUAACAGCAUAUACCAUCUUCUUGUGUAUGGAAACUCAUUACGAGAAGGUUCUAAAGAAAGUCUCCAAAUAUAUUCAAGAGCAGAACGAGAAGAUAUAUGCUCCCCAAGGCCUCCUCCUGACAGAUCCCAUAGAGAGAGGACUUCGAGUUAUUGAAAUUACCAUUUAUGAAGACAGAAGCAUGAGCAGUGGAAGAUAAACCAUUGAAUUUAAGAUGCCGCCUCCAGCUGGGGCCCUCAUCUAUCCACUGGCCAAUUGCAGGGUGUCCCCUACCUCCUCUCCAGAGCAUCAUUCCUUUGUAUCUGCUGCCAGAGCCAUGGUGCCAUUUACUCCAAGGACUAACUUUCUAAAAUUCCACACCCAGGGUGACGUGGUCACUCAGCAUCCACUUUGUGUCUCCAAAUUGUGUAGGACUCUCUAAUAUUUUGAUUAGUUUCUGAGAAAACACAAUGAAGCAUUUCACUUUUUCUAUUCAAGAUCACUGAUAAAAUAUGCAGCUGGUCAGCCCAACACAAAACUUUAUUUCCUAUCUGCUAUUAGUACCAAGGACUCCUCAUUCCUUGGGCCAGCUUCCAUCCUCUAAACUUCCGCAAGUCAGAUCUUAAACCAGUAUUCAGUCAUACGCUUCAAAACUAACAAAAUAUUCCUCUCCAAGAUUUGUGUGACAAGUAGCUGUGUCUGGUUGUGUUAGUGCAUCUCCCAGAUUUCAGAUGAGAUCAGGUGUGUUCAGGAUGGUACGGCCGUAGAUUUCUCCCAGAUUUCAAACAUUACUGUUGAUAAUUUUGCCAUGACUUAAAUUUUACAGAUCUGUUUCUGUUGUUAAGUUUCUCCAACUGAAAUUCAUUGGAAAAAAAAAAAUAAGUGUAUCAUGUUAUUUUGUUUUAUUAUAGCAGUUUUCCUAAUUAAAAGUAUUUAAUGCAAAAAAAAAAAAAAA